Messenger RNA from Racocetra persica, 255 nucleotides. Lineage: Eukaryota; Fungi; Glomeromycota; Glomeromycetes; Diversisporales; Gigasporaceae. The record is from the annotation of a GenBank genome assembly.
AUGUCGUAUGAGUUGGUUGCUCGUAAAUUAUACUUUUUUGAGUAUGAAUUGGCUGCUUGUAAACUAGGUUCUUUUGAAUGUGUAUAUAUUUUUGAACUUUUUGCCACUUCCUUGAUAUUGGUGGAAGAGGAAUCAUUACCUCUCUUUCAUUUAAGCUCUUCACUCUUUUUAUCAACAGUGCAACCAAAGCCAAAGGGUCUGUCUAUUCAAUAUCAUUCGCAUCAAAGAAUUCAAAAAGAAUCUUUAUCUCAUAGA